AUGACCAAGCAACAAAGAUCUACAAAGUGUGAUCCCUCAUACUGGGAGUAUGUUGAUGCAUUACAUUUUAUGCAUAAUAGUAAUUCGUCAGUGAAACAUAUUGCAUCAUCAUCUGAGCAACCAAUUGAAAGAAGGACCAAGCCGAUGUUGGAUCAAUUUCAUCCAUGCAUUCAUGAUUCCAUUGUAAACAAUGUUGAUGUGAAAGCUGAUGGUAAUUGUGGAUAUCGUGCAGUUGCUGCCCUCUUAGGUAUGGGUGAAGAUUCAUGGUCAUUGGUGCACAACCAUUUGCAUAAAGAACUUACAAAAUGGUCUGAUGACUAUAUCAACUUGGUUACCAUGGACAAGUGGAUGAAUAUAACUGACAUGGGAUAUGUCAUUGUAUCAAGGUAUAAUGUGAUCCUUGUUUCUCUUUCACUCCAACAAAGCAUGAUAUUUUUUCCUCUUAGAAGUCAACCACCAACAGAUUCUUUUGAGCAUCACGUGAUAUGUAUCGGUCAUGUGUAUGAUAAUCAUUUUGUUCAGGUAUUUCUAAGAGACUAUUGUCGUUAUUGCCAGUAG
Glycine soja is the source of this 558-nucleotide messenger RNA. RefSeq lists its product as uncharacterized. NCBI's taxonomy places the organism in Eukaryota, Viridiplantae, Streptophyta, Magnoliopsida, Fabales, Fabaceae. Bases 1 to 558 code for a protein of 185 amino acids. The record is from RefSeq and is a predicted model, not a curated record. The transcript is spliced from 3 exons.